AUGUCGCUCAACGUCAACUUAUCGUCGAGCGCCAUUCGCGACGCUUACGAAAAAGUGCUCGAUGGAGCCAAAGAUUAUCUCGUCCUAACCUACGAAAAAGGUUCCAACGACCUCCGCGUUCAAGUCGUCGAAAACGGCGAUCUCGACGAUCUCAACGAAGAAUUCUCCGAUGGUCGAAUCCAGUAUGCUUUCGCUCGGAUCAAGGACCCCAACACGCAGCUACCUAAAUUUGCGCUGAUCAACUGGUGCGGUGACGGUGUGCCCGAGAACAGGAAAGGUCUUUUUGCAACACACUCCUCUGCGGUAGGGCAGUACUUGAAGGCGUACCAUGUCAGCAUCAAUGCAAGAUCGGAGGCGGAUGUGGACCCGAAGUUGAUCAUGCGUAGGAUUGCUGAGUCGUCAGGUGCAAACUAUUCGGCUGCGGGGAAGGCGGCAAAUACGCAUUCUGGUGGACCGAUUGGGUCGGUGGGUACGAGUUAUAAGCCAAUUGGAACACCUGAUAUCAGAGGGAUGCAGAAGGCGGCUCCGAAGGAUACGAUCGCGCCGGUUGGGACGAACUAUGCGUCCAAGAAGGAUGAGUUGCAGCAGAUUCGAUCCGGUGCUGCGCCAACACCGCAAAUGCCUAGCGCUCCUAGAGUCAAUGCUCCUGCGUUGGACUCGACUCCUGCUGCUCCUGCUGCUCCUGCUGCUCCUGCUGCUCCGGUUGCUCCUACUGCUCCCGCUGCACCCAAACCAGCGGCCAGCAGCUCUCCAUCUAUCACUCCUUCACCUCGUGGAGAUGCUUCAUUGGCAAGCACUACUGCUGCAGCUCCCGCCAAACCAGUCGAAGAUGACCGCAUCCAACCAGUCGGUACAGCCUAUCAGCCCGUCAACCUCGGCAAGCCAGGCAAACUCAACAUGGCCAACCGCUUCCCCUUUGGUAACCAACAGCAGGAAGGCAACUCGACCUCUGCACCAGCUCCUACACCUCGUGCUGCCUCUGGUGGCAAGCUGACUUGGAGUCAGCGUCAAGAAGCAGCUCGUAAGGAGAAGGAGGAGGAGGAAGCGAGAGUCAAGCAGCUUUCUUCUGGUAUGAGGACGGCUAGUUUCGGUACUGGCGGUGCUGCACCUGCUGCUCCUCCCGCUCCUCCCGCACCACCAGCACAGCCAGAAGCGCAAAAGGAAGAAGAAGAAGCUCCACGCGCACCACCUGCUCCUCCUGCACCGCCCGCCGUUCCUGCUGCCGCAGAUCCAGUGCAGGAGACAAGCAAGCAGCUCGAAUCGACCCACAUGUCCAGCACUGGUGCCAGCGCCAGUGAAGGAGGAGGACUGCGCGGUCGGGUAGCAUGGCCCUACGAAGCAGCCGAAGACAACGAAAUCACGCUCGUCGAAGGUGCUAUCAUUUCCAACAUUGAACAGAUCGACGAAGGUUGGUGGUCAGGUGUAGACGAAAAGGGUCAAGAGGGUUUGUUCCCUGCGUCCUACGUCGAGAUCAUUGAGGAUGACGCAGCUCCUGUUGCACCUCCUGCGCCACCCGUACCAGCAGCAGCUACUGAGGUGGAAGAAGAGGAAGAUUCAGUACCACCUCCACCUCCUCCCCCCGCCCCACCUGCCCCACCUGCCCCACCCGCAGCACUCGCAUCUGAAGAAGAAGCCCCACCUGCCCCGCCUGCUCCCCCCGCUGCCGGUGGAGAAGGUUUGGUCUGUACAGCAAUGUACGACUUCGAAGCGUCCGAAGACAACGAACUCUCCUUUGUCGAAGGUGAUACCAUCAUCAACGUAGAUGAUAAGAUCAGCGAUGAUUGGUGGAGCGGCACCAAUCAGCGUACCGGUAGUCAAGGUUUGUUUCCUUCAAAUUACGUUGAAAGGGCCUAA
Messenger RNA from Ustilago hordei, 1854 nucleotides. RefSeq lists its product as uncharacterized. Gene Ontology annotation, biological process: regulation of actin filament polymerization. Gene Ontology annotation, molecular function: actin filament binding. Bases 1 to 1854 code for a protein of 617 amino acids. The record is from RefSeq and is a predicted model, not a curated record. Gene Ontology annotation, cellular component: plasma membrane; site of polarized growth; actin filament. NCBI's taxonomy places the organism in Eukaryota, Fungi, Basidiomycota, Ustilaginomycetes, Ustilaginales, Ustilaginaceae. The transcript has a single exon.